This is a messenger RNA of Myiozetetes cayanensis, 1387 nucleotides long. It is a transcript of the gene BAK1, whose product is annotated as BCL2 antagonist/killer 1. The record is from RefSeq and is a predicted model, not a curated record. The coding region runs from base 750 to 1358 and encodes 202 amino acids. Gene Ontology annotation, biological process: regulation of apoptotic process; extrinsic apoptotic signaling pathway in absence of ligand; intrinsic apoptotic signaling pathway in response to DNA damage. Gene Ontology annotation, molecular function: protein homodimerization activity; protein heterodimerization activity. The transcript is spliced from 6 exons. NCBI's taxonomy places the organism in Eukaryota, Metazoa, Chordata, Aves, Passeriformes, Tyrannidae. Gene Ontology annotation, cellular component: mitochondrial outer membrane.
GGUAGCGCCCCGGGACACGGUAAAGCUGACAUUCCCAAGCACCCCUCUGCAAUGGCCUCAGGGAAUGAUGGUGACCCACCACGGGCCCAGGGAUGCCGGGGCAGCGACAGGCACAGGUUGUCACAGGAGCUCAACCCCGGCACUUACUGGCCAUCCUGGCAUCCUUCUGCCUCCCAAAACUCGGGAGUGUCCUCUGGAAUUUGGAGGAUCCCAGAGGGAUCCUGCAUGCCUCUGAGGCAGAAGCCUUGUGGGCUCCAGUGGAAGCAGGAAUCUGCAGCUCUCACCAGGACAUGCCGUGGGAUUGUGGGGUGGAAGGAGGCUUUUGUCCCAGGGGUUGAGCCUGGAUUUCAUUUGGGGUUCUGUUUGCUUAUCUUUGGAUGCAGAAGAAACUUAUCUGCUUGGGUGUGAUUGUGAGCCCUUGUCUGUUCUCCUGUCCUUGUGUUACUAAAAAUAGCACCUGGGGUAAUUAAACGAGGGAUUUUUUGGAGCACCAAUUUCCUCUUCUGUCUGGCUGAGUGUUUGCCCUCCUCUCCCUGAAACUCUGAGUCAGCCGCUUUCGUUUUCUCGGGGAGCCUUCCCGGGCUCCUCCGGUUCCCAGAAGGUGAGAUUUGUUUGCCACCAAAUAAACCCGUUUCUGCAAAACAAAAAACAACCCCCUGAAAACACAGCGACAGGGUUUGUCACUUCCCUUCCCCUCUCUGACCCAGCCUGGGCUCGGUGUAACCUGAGCACCCCUCUGGGGCCUGGAGAUGGUUUUCCUCUUCUCCCUUGACUUUUCUCCCUCCAUGUCUCUAGAAGACCGAGUGGCAGCGGAGGCAGAGGAGGUGUUCCGGAGCUACGCCUUCUACCGCUACCAGCAGGAGAGGGAGGAGAGAGGGGCGGAGGUGCCCACGGACCCCGAGAUCGAGCAAAUCCAGCAGGACCUGGAGAGCACCGGCAGCCAGGUGGGGCAGCGCUUGGCCAUCAUCGGCGAUGACAUCUACAGGCGCUACGACGCCGAGUUCCGCACCAUGCUGGACACCCUGCAGCCCACUGCAGCCAACGCCUACGAGCACUUCACCAAGAUAGCCUCCAGCCUGUUCGAGAGCGGCAUCAACUGGGGCCGUGUGAUUGCACUGCUGAGCUUCGGCUACCGCAUGGCCAUGCACGUCUUCCAGCACGGCCUGCCCGGCUUCCUGCGCCGCAUCGCCCGCUACGUGGUGGAGUUCAUGGUGCAGCACCGCAUCGCCCGCUGGAUCGCCCAGCAGGGAGGAUGGGUGGCUGCGCUGGACCUGGACAAUGUUUACAUGAAGUACAUGCUGGUGGUGGCCCUGGUCGUGGUGGGGCACUUGGUGCUACGACGCUUCUUCAGGCCCUGAGGGGGGCAGGGGCUGGGGGGUCCGGCCGA